CGGAAAAGCGCCGGCUUUUUGCGAUUUGUUUUAUUUUUCUUCUUACAACCGCUGUCUACAAUAAGAAGAGAGGAGAGGGCAGAUGGAAAGAGUUUGCAACAGGAUAUAGUAGAUGCAAUAUGUCUGUUACUUCUGCUGAGUCUGCCGGUGUGCAGCAAGAAAAGCUGGCUGUUGAUAAUAACUCCGCGAUAACCCCGACGGAGAAGAAGACGAAGGAGGAGGAGGAGUGCAAUAAGGCCUCCCGAGCGAGCUCAGACGAGGCCGUUGACGUCGACGGCAGCGGCGAUGCAGAUGCGAAUGCAGCAGCAGAAGACCUCGAAAAACAGAAACUGAAAGAGAAAAUACACGGCCCGUCGUUCAUCUCAGACCUCGAACACGGAGUCGUCGGCUGGGACUCUGAAGAUGACCCUGCGAACCCCAAAAACUGGUCAAAUCGACGAAAGCUGAUGGUCAUGAGCUUCGUGAUAAUCACAGGCCUCAUGGUCCCUACUGUCUCGACCCUCUUCGCGCCCGGUCAGGCGCUCAUGGCCGCAGAGUUCGGCCUCACAAACUCCGUCGUCAAGCAAUUCACCGUCUCGUCCUAUGUCCUCGGCUUUGGCUGGGGCCCACUCAUCCACGCGCCAAUGUCGGAGAUGUACGGCCGCAAGUACGUCGUUGCGAUAUCAAACCUCCUCCUCUCGAUCCUCAACAUCGGCUGCUCGGAAGCCACCUCGGUCGCAAUGUUUCUCAUCUUCCGCGCGUUGUCCGGUAUCCUUGGCUGCGCGGGAAUGGUCGUCGGCGCCGGCAUUAUCUCAGACAUGUUCAGAGUCGAAGAGACGGGAAGAGCUACAGCGCUCUACCUCCUCGGCCCAAUCAUGGGUCCCGUCUGUGGUCCCAUUCUCGGCGGCUUCAUCUCGCAGCGCGCAGGCUGGCGCUGGUGUUUCCGCGUCAUCGAGAUCUUUGCCGGUAUAAUGUCUCUCUGUUUCUUCUUUGCCGUUCCCGAGACCAACGCAACCGUCCUCCUCCGUCUCAAGGCCGCCAGACUACGGCGCGCCGGUGGAAGCCCUGACCUGAUUUCGAUCAUUGACUCGCGCAUUCCGCCCAUGAAACCGCGCGCAAAGUUCACGGCAAAUAUAUCGCGCGCGUUCAAACUGAUGCUGUUUGCGCCUAUUGUUGUUGCCUUCUCUCUCUACAUGACAGUCGCGUACUCAUAUCUCUACGUCUUUUUCACAACCCUCACCGAAGUCCUGACCGAGCAAUACGGCUUCUCGAUCGAGAUGGCCGGCCUUGCCUAUCUCUCUGUUGGCGCCGGCACAUUCACCUCCGUCAUGGUCGUCGGGUCCACAAACGAUAGAAUGGUCGCCUACCUCACCACACGUAACAACGGCGUGCGGAAACCUGAAAUGCGUCUCGGCCCCAUGAUCAUCGGCAGUAUCCUCAUCCCUGCAUCAAUGUUCUGGUACGGCUGGGGCGUGCAGACUCAUAUCCACUGGUUCCCUUUAAUCCUCUCGCUUUUCCCAAUGGGCUCAGGCCUACUCGCCUCCCUCCUGCCGAUCCAGGCAUACCUGAUCGAGCUCUACGCCCCCUUGGGCGCAGCUCAUACCUGAUCGAGCUCUACGCCCCCUUGGGCGCAGCUGCCUCAGCGACCGCGGCCCUGAAUCUCUUGAGAUCGACAGCAGCGGCUCUGAUCCCGCUCUGCGUGCCGAGCAUGAUCGCCACUCUGGACUACGGCUGGGGAUACUCGUUGCUGGGAUUUCUGGCGAUUUUGUUUUGUACCGUCACUAGUAUUUUGUUUGUAAAGUGGGGAGAAAAUCUGCGCGAGCGGUUUCCCCCGAGGAUUUAGUAUACUGCAUGGAAGGUUAUUGCAUUGUUAAUGAUAUAUCUUAUAUAAUAUGAGUAAUAUGAAGAAAUGAGC
Myxozyma melibiosi is the source of this 1894-nucleotide messenger RNA. RefSeq names its product major facilitator superfamily domain-containing protein. Gene Ontology annotation, molecular function: transmembrane transporter activity. Gene Ontology annotation, biological process: transmembrane transport. The transcript has a single exon. Lineage: Eukaryota; Fungi; Ascomycota; Lipomycetes; Lipomycetales; Lipomycetaceae. The coding region runs from base 120 to 1586 and encodes 488 amino acids. Gene Ontology annotation, cellular component: plasma membrane. The record is from RefSeq and is a predicted model, not a curated record.